GAUGAUCUUCUACUCUACAGCACAAAUAUGAAAGUCUGCCUUUUGAAGAAAAACUUUAAAUUAAACACCUCGUUGCCCACCAGCCGCAGGCUAUUGUUAUAAACCAAAUCUCGGGUAAAAAUAAGCAGUUUCAACGUAGAGCGGCUCUCCGGGAUAAAAGAGGCUAACGUUAACUGCUAGCUAGCUUGUCAGAGAAGGCCGUUUUUUGCUUCCGGUGUGUUUUAUUCGAGGGGAUGGUACUUGCCUGUCUAAGAACCAACAGACUUUCAGGACCUAAGCAUCUUUCCGAGGGGAUUACCAAACAUGAAAGCAGCAGGACAACGCGGUGAAGUUGGGGGAAUUGAACAGGAGGCUAUAACGAAUUGAGGAGAGCAGGCAACCUCCAAAUGACGUCGAGAUGGCUUUAGGUGGGACGCUUCUGCCAUCCAUAUCCACGUUCGCCAGCGGACCCACUGUCAAGAGUAAAUCCAUAGGAAGUGCCAAUUUAAGAUGGAAGGAGGAGUUGUCCCAUCUUAAGAAACCCAGUGUGCCAACCGGAAGCAGCUGCUCUGACCCAGACCAUCCCACUGCAACAAGCACAACAAGCCCCAGCAUGUCCAAGAAAGACACAGAGCCUGACCUGGACUUGGACUACGACUUCAUUCUGUCUAAUUCCAUUCUGCAGCAGCAGCUGCAGCAGCAACAGCAGCAGCAGCAGCAGCAGCAGCAGCAGGAGGAGGCCAUGGCAUGCAUCUCUGGCCAGACCCUGUCUCCUUCCCCCAGCUCCUUCUCCUCAUCUUACCCUCUCCCCUCCCCUCAGGGCACUGCCAGUGAGCUCCUCUAUACCAUCCCAGAUAUCAGUGACGUCUCGCCCUCUGGAGGCUUUGUGGCAGAGCUCAUGAGACCUGAGUUGGACCCGGCAUACCUCCACCCCACUAGCCUCCACGGCAAGUUUGUGGUAAAGACAACAAUGGACAUGGGAGAAUACAGCCUAGGCGUGAACGUAAGCAAGGCUUGCGUUACUGCUGUGUCAGACCCAACUCCUUCACGUGCCUCACCGUCCUUUGCAUGCCACAGGAUAAAACAGGAGAACCCCAGUAACUGCACCAUCUCGCAGCCCAUGGACCUACACCUGGCUGGGGUAAACUCCCAGGGCCGAGGGAGCCAGCAGCAGCGCCCAUGCCAGUUAGAGCUACAUGGCUUUCCUGUUGGAGGGAGAUCCAUGACAGGCGGCAGGUUAUCCUCAUCCUCUUCCCUCUCCCCAGACAAUCCUCUGAGCCGGGAGCACCAGGUUCUGGGACACCCCCACUCUCAGAUCCCUCUAGCUCCCCAGGGAUACCACCAUAGCUCCCCGCAGGGCUACACUUCCUACCCUCAGCCAUCCUCUCUGCAGUACCAAGAGCCCCUCAUGAUCUCCAGUGGGGACUGCUUGCCAGAGGAACCAAAGCCUAAACGUGGUAGGCGCUCCUGGCCCAGGAAGAGAGUUGCCACACACACGUGUGACUAUGUUGGCUGUGGGAAAACGUACACAAAGAGCUCCCACCUCAAAGCACAUCAUCGCACGCACACAGGGGAGAAGCCUUACCACUGCGACUGGGAGGGCUGCGGUUGGAAGUUUGCACGUUCGGACGAGCUCACACGCCACUACAGGAAACACACCGGCCACCGGCCAUUUCAGUGUCAGAAAUGCGACCGGGCCUUCUCGAGGUCAGACCACCUUGCUCUCCACAUGAAGAGACACUUAUGAGACUUGGCGAUGGAUGAAGGCUCCAGGGGG
Molecule: messenger RNA, 1756 nt
Organism: Sander lucioperca (pikeperch)
Lineage: Eukaryota; Metazoa; Chordata; Actinopteri; Perciformes; Percidae
Gene: klf4
Product: Kruppel-like factor 4
Exons: 5
Coding region: 398-1726 (442 amino acids)
Biological process (GO): regulation of transcription by RNA polymerase II
Molecular function (GO): DNA-binding transcription factor activity, RNA polymerase II-specific; RNA polymerase II cis-regulatory region sequence-specific DNA binding
Source: RefSeq, a predicted model, not a curated record